This is a messenger RNA of Prorocentrum cordatum, 2888 nucleotides long. NCBI's taxonomy places the organism in Eukaryota, Dinophyceae, Prorocentrales, Prorocentraceae. The record is from the annotation of a GenBank genome assembly.
UGGCUCAAGGGAUUGUGGCACAGCCGCGGGUGCGCGUGCUGGAGUUCCGCAUCUUGUCGGACGGUCCAUCGGGCGCGGUCGGGCUCAGCUGACAUCGAGAGCAUUCCAGAUCCGUCAAAUAAGCCCGUGCUGGAGGUUUCUGGUAUAUAUAUAUAUAUAUAUAUAUGUAUAUGAUGUCGUUCUCCCUCGAGGCGGAACAGAAAGAGUACUUCGCCACUCUCUUUGUGCGUAGCUGCGUUUCGGUAAGCUGCUGUACUUUGGCAGCUCAUGCAUGGUUUGGUUAUGACGAUUGUUUAGCCUCGCUGGCCAAAUUGAAGAGAGCGCUCGAAUCGCUUUUCGUACUCCCUGAUGCUGGCGCGUCCUUUGAUGCCAGAGUUCUAAACGAAUUCAACCAUGCGAGAGUCACGCGAGCUCAGUAUGUGUCGGACGCAGUUUUUAUACCCUUCUCGGUUAUAUUGUUGCCGCUGGUGAUUUGCGUUCAUGCUACAAGUGCCUCCGACUGGGAUGUUGUUUUCAGAGCGGCGUUCAUGCUUGCACGUCACUGGGCAACUUUGUACUGGAAGUACUUGAGAAAGUCUUGUGGAUUUACCACUGUUGAAAUAGAGCUGUUAUACAAAAUGUUUAUGUUGUUCCUUGCAGUUCGUACGCACUUAGCGGACACACAGCGAAUUCUCAUGUACGGCGGAAUUUUGAGCGCAGCACGAGGGUGUCUCGUGGCUUUGCUACUAGAUUGCAAGACGACCGUGAGAUGGAACGCUUUCCUUUCUGCAGUGACGUGCUUCACUUUCUGGAGGCGGCGCGAGGAGCUUUGCAUUGACGGAAUAUCUUCCAUGGCAGUUUUCGUCCAUCAUUUUCUUAUAGAGGUUGGUAUAUGUAUGUUGAUCUGCUCUGCCUCCAUUUUCCUGGAGCUUGGCGAGAAGGAGCGCGUUAAGGCAUCCACAGAGUCCAGCCAGUCUAGCAGGGCGCAUCGGGCAGUCCAAAGACUGCUCGGUGUGUUCUGCGACGCCCACUUGCACAUCUGCCAAUCGUGUAACAUCAUCUCCCAUUCUCCGCCCCUGUUGCACUUGCUGGGGGGCUCGGAAGAUGGGACAGGGGGUACAACAACGAGCACGCUUGCUGGAUCGAAUUUCCUUCGGUACGUGGGGGAGUCCGACCAGCAGCGCUUCCAGGACUGGCUCUCGUCCAACGGCGCCGCCGUCUCGAUGGCCGAGGACCCCAGCUCGCACCGGUUCGCCCUCCGCCCCGCCGCCUCCAUCCACGUGUCCCUGCACAAGGGGGGCAGUGCGCGCCCGAUCCCCGUAGAGCUGUUCCUGACCUGCGUCGCCGACGUCGAGGGCGCCCCCGAGUUCCUGAUGGGGAUCCGGGAGACCUUCUCGUCGCUGCCUCGGGAGGCCUGCACGGACGCCCCUGGCGCUGUGGCGCUGCAGCUGAUCGCGGUGUCCGAGGUGGCACCCGAGCCCGGCCCCGACGCAGCCCAGGUCGGCGCUGCCCGGUUGGGCCCGAGGGCGUUGGCCCCGACGUUGGCGCCGCUGGCAGUCGAGCAGGUCCGGUCGCCUGCCUCGGCGACGGCCCACUGGCAGCUGGCGCGCAACAAGGCACUCGCGGAUGUGGCCCGAGGCCAGAAGUCCCGCAGCUCCAUUUCGUCGUCCUCGAGGGCGUCCUCCUCGUCCGCGGGAAGCUGCGCGCCAGCCGCGACCUGCGUCUCGUCCGUCUGCCUGCGGGUGGUUUCCGCGACCAGGGGCCUGCGCGUCGAGGACAUGCUGCUGCGCUUCGAGGCCGGGCACCAGCAGCCCCGCCUGAAGAACUGGCUGCCGAAGGAAUCUCUGGACCACAUCGUGCGGAAAUCCGAGGAGCUCGUAAAUGAGAGAUGGCACGGGGAUGGCGAGGAGGCGGUGGCGGGCAUCGGACUCGGGCCCAUGCGUUUUUCCAGCAACGGAUAUACGUUCUUGAUGGCGGAGAGUGCAGAGCUUGUGGCCAAUGACCCCGUGGUUGAGCCAUGUGAUUCGAGCGAAGCCUCGGACUAUUUCAAUCCGAUCGUUUACAUGAAGUUGACUGGGGUGUCGAGGCUUCGCAUGCCUUGGCAGAGCGCGCCGCAGAAGGUCUCGAGAAGUCUGCACACGAUCGACGAGUCAGUGAUGGAUGCCGCAUGUGAUGGCGACGCGCCUGCACUCAGAAAAAGAACCAGUAGCCUGAAUAAUAUUGCAGGGAGAGAGAGCGCCUAGAGCACCAUGGGGAACAUAUGAGUGGAAUCCACUUCUGGAGUGAUGGCCUCCGCCACCAUUUUAUCUGAGUGGUAGAAUAUUCGGGAAGUCACACGUUCCAUUUCCAAGUUGUGUAACGGGUCGCCUUCUUCGCUCAUGGCGUGUUGUUUGGUUUGCUGCCACAGGCAAGACAUGGAAAAUAGCCGCUGCUGAAUGACAGGGUCAAGGGGUGGCCGCUGACGUCGAGGCGUGAUACGAGUCUGCAUUGUCUCCCUUGCACUGCUCAGAUCGAGCAGUGCAGCUCAGCUUACGGCUUGUUGCUGUUUCUCACAGUGUCUGUGAGCGCCUCAAAAAAAUGCGUUCGUGUUCUCUCUGUGUCUCUCUCUCUCUCUCGCUCUCUCUAUUCAAUCAUCCUUUGCAUUGUUUAAUGUGUAUUGUGGCAUCUGUAUUUGUUGUGCGCCACUGGAUCGCUGGCAUGCCUUGGCGGCAUAUAUGGCGACACCCCCAACCAGCAUGAUUUGAUUCAGGGUUGGUUUCGUAUCCUCUUUCUCCCCCUCCUCUCCUGGUCCUUCCUCCUCCUCCUCCUCCUCCUCCUCCUCGCGCGGCUGCCUCUUUUGAGCCAGACCCGGGUGAUUCCGGAUGCAGCCUGAUACAAGUUUCGCCGCAAUUUGCCACGGGUGCACGGGU